Molecule: messenger RNA, 3925 nt
Organism: Monomorium pharaonis (pharaoh ant)
Lineage: Eukaryota; Metazoa; Arthropoda; Insecta; Hymenoptera; Formicidae
Exons: 3
Coding region: 993-2411 (472 amino acids)
Biological process (GO): sensory perception of taste
Cellular component (GO): dendrite; axon; membrane
Source: RefSeq, a predicted model, not a curated record
UUUAAAAUUAGAUGCGCAACUUAAUUCUCGUCUUUUUUAUAAAAUAUAUACGUAAACGUUUACCCUGAAAAAAAUCAUGGGCCAUUUUAUAUAAACUGUGAGAGAAAUCAUACGUUACAAUUUACAUAACUUUAUUACGUAUCUAACGUUAAUUGUGACAACUCAACUGUAAUUUGUUCAACGUUGUGGCAACUUUUAACAAACACAUGAAAAACUUUACAAAUAGUCAAACGUAAAAGCGUGAUAUAAUUAUAUGGAAAGAAUAGAAAAAAGAAGGAGAGAGAGAAAGAGAGAGAGAGAGAGAGAGAAAAUUUGAGACAUGGAGGGAAGGAACAGAGCAGACGGCACAUCUCAAAUCAAAAUGUGAAUCGUUAGUUGGUGCCAAGCAGGAUUGCAAUAAAGAACCUACUACUCGGAUAACAAACUGACAUCAUUUUAAUAUCAAAGUGACAUAUUUAAUAACACAUUCACGUCAAAUUAACUUGCUACUUGGUAUCAAUAUAUCAUUAACUCAAUCAAUACAUUAUUGGUUUACUUUAACCUUGUUGGGGCACACAGAGUAUUUGAGAUAUGAGAAACAGAACAAAUGUUUCAUUGUAAUGAAGAAUCAAGAGAAUCGACGAUGUAUGUGACUGGCUUACCAUAAAGACGAGCUCGUGCCAUCGACAUUCCUCCAGGUGUGCAAAUUAUUUUUUUAUUUACAAUUAAUACUUAGAAAAUUGAAUUAAUUUAUUUUAUUAAAUACAUUUAUCUUAUUAAAACUGCGUUACGUUUAUGGGGAGGAACAGAUAAUGGCACACCAUCUAAUAGGAGUGCAAAAGUAAUACGCCGUUCUUCGUCGUUGCAUGAAAUAUUAAAAGAAUUCACGACACGGGUAAAAGUGUUUCGCUUUCAAAAAACUUAUAUUUUUUUUCUACAAAGUAUUCUAUACAGAGAGGAGCUUUAAUGUAAGUAGCAAAACGCAUCGAUUAGCAAGAAAAUAAGAGACGAAAAUGGUGGAGAUCUAUAUGCCAGACGACAAUUCACUGUCGGUAGAAUACUAUUUACAACCUAUAGUGUACAUCUCCUGGCUCCUGGGCGUCGGCAUUGCACAUCCGCGAAAAUGGCCCAAGAUUGUAACAAUAAUUAUACGUAUUGUUCACCUGGCCUUGUGUACAUUUAGUCUCAUAAAGCUCUUCUAUAAUUUUGCAUCGGAUUCUAAGAAAGAUAAAUUUAAUGAAUUAUGCGGUGUAAUUGCACUAAAUAUUAACAUAAUUUACCACGUGUCGUCGUAUUACUACAUUUAUCAUGGAAUCAAACAUCAUGACAAGUGGUCGAAGCUAAUGGACAAAAUAAAGGAAGUCGAUCAGAAGAUCAAAAGAGAAACACACAUUAAUGUCAAGCCAUUAAAAAUCCUGGAAAUUGUAGCUAUUAUCGUGACUUUUACUUGCUGUCCUUUAUUGCUGUCUGUUCACGCCCUGUAUAAGUUUAUAUAUUCGUCUGUUGUGGAGAAAGACUUGUUGAGUUACUACAUAUUGGCUCAGUCGACGAUCAAUUACUUUGUUUUUGACGUUGUCAUCUAUAUAUUGUAUCACAGAUAUCAAAUGAUAAACAAGUUGUUGGGCCAGAUGAAUGAGCUAUCUGGUACGUCAAAACGGAUCGCAUUCAAGAUUAAAUGCAUCAGAGAAAUGCAUUACGAUAUUUGUGAUCUUGUCGUCAUGAUAAGCGAUAUUCAUGGCUUCUAUCUUUUCAUUGUUUCGAUAAACUGCCUCAACACGGUUGGAUUGACAGUGUUCGAGAUGAUAGAGAUGGUUAAAAAUAACACGACGUGUAAUGAUGAGGAAAUAGAUGUGUUAAAAAGUAUUUUCUUUUUGAGCAUGUAUAUCAUGCAAUUUUACGUGACAUAUUGGAUUUGCAAACUAAUUUAUCAGGAGUUUGACAAAACCGGGAUAAUUAUAUGUGGGAUUCUAUUAAAAUGUAAAUCUGUGAAUCUCGAUACACUAAAUGAGACAAGGAAUCAAUUGAAUCUAGAGGUACGAUUGCCAAUGAAAGAUUUAGGCAUCCAGCAAAGAUGUUAUUCGUGUAGCAAUCUGAAUUACGUCGCCAUGAAAAAUUUGUUGCGUCAAUAUCCGAACCGAGAAUGGUCGAGUCAAAACCUGGACUGUGUCAGAAAUGAGAUCAAUGACUUUUCUAUUCAAUUGCAGCAUCGUCGUAUAGCUUGCAAUUUCUUCAAAGUUAAUAACUUCAUUAACGUUCAUAAUAUAACGUACAUGCAAUUUACGAUCCUGGCUUGUCUAGCAGUCCUUACUCGAUUCUAUAAACUAAAUAUAACUGUGGAAGCAGUUAACAGGACACUGAACCAAUCUACAUCAGAGAUGGGCGAAUUGGUACUUGCCUAUUACCAAAUUAUAAAUGUUGAAAAUAAUGAAUAAUUAAAUGGAUUUCAAUUACAAAUUAUAAAAGUAAUAUGUAAUUGACUGUGUAAUUUGGAGACAAAAGUAUUUGCUGCCACCCAUCUCUGAUUCCAAUGAAAUAUUCUAUUAAUGAAAUAUUUAUUAAAAUUGGUCCAAUGAAUUAUUUUAUUAUUAUGACGUUUUAUUUAUUGUAACAAAGAAUAAUUCGUUAUAUUAAUAAAUUUAUUUACGAAUAAUGAAAAGAUUCAAUGUAAUAUUUAUACUAUUAACAAAAAGUUUAUUGUGUCAAUGAAUUUUAGUCAAUAAACGCCAUACAUUGAUACUAUUAAGAAAAUUUUUUUCAGUGUAUCAACUAAUGCUUGUCUAAAUUUUAAAGCUGUGUUUCUUUGCAUUAAAUUUGCACUGCAAAUUAUCAAAUAGUUUUCUAAAUGUUAAAAUUUAAUAAUUAAAGAAGAAGGUCAGAAAAAUUUAUAAAUCGUUGUAAAACUUUUAAUAUUAAAACUUUUGUUUUCAUACUUGGAUUUGAAAAAAGAAAACGUAAGAAAAGCGUAUGUAUUUUUAGCUCAUAGGAUAAGGGAUAGAUCUAUAUCAGUGUAUCUACUGGUUUACAUUAAGGAAGAUUAUUUAGAUAAAUUAAAUUUAUUUAUUGAAGUAUUAUAUAUAAUGUAUAACUUAUAAUAUAUAUGUACUGUUGUUCAACAGAAAUCAGGAAAGAUGGUUGUUUCUUCAGGAGGAAAAGUGUUAGAAAACUGUUAUUCUUUUUUAUGUACGGAGUAUUAAUAGGCACACGGUAUAAAAUAAUGUAAUAUUAAAAAUUCAUUUUUUAAAAUAAUGUAAUAAUGCUGCACCUAUGCUUUUAAGAAUAAAUAUAAAUUCAUUAAUCUUUUUAGGCUCGCAUCAUUGACCCACUUUUUUAUUUACAUAUCAAGCUUAAUCUCUCGAAAUUAAUCUCUCGAAAGCUAAAGCUCUCGAAAUAAUUAAAUAAAGUAUACUUUUUUCAAUUUAUCGGGAUAAUCGUCACAUAUUGUGCAUCCUUCAAUUUUCUCGCUGAAUAUUCUACUCAGGAUAUUUUUAUCAGAUCGUUGUAUGUGCACGUAUACAGAUGUUUUAGAAUUUUAGUUGUCAAAAUAACAUUUAAAGUGUAGGUACUCUUUAAUUCUUAAUAUUAAUAAUUGUAAAAAUUAAAAAAGUAAUUAAACAUUGAAAUAAUUAAAUUAAUAAAAUCUAUGCAGAAACCAGUACAAUGUUUAUUAAAAAUAUUUAUUUUGAGUUCCACAAACGCCUAAUUUUUUUUGCGUUAAAUUUAUUAACUUACUCAUAACAAUUUUUAGACAUUUUUAAUAAUAAGUGUUUAUGUAAGUAAAUAUACUAAAAAAAUAUUUAUAAUUUAUUAAAUUUAAAAUAUUAAGUGCGCAACUUAAUUCUCUCUUUUUUAUGAAGUAUAAACAUAAACAUUCCGAGAAAAGUCAUGGGCCAUCUUAUCUAAACUAUGUGAGAAAGAUAGUUAUAAUAUUUAUUUAAAAAAUAGAAAA